UUAUUUUAGUAUUAUGCAUGCAGGUUGGACGUCUGUUUUUGACGGACUGCAGUCGCGUGCAGCUGAUUGGAAACAAACGUCCACGUCCUCUUGCUGGCGCACGCCGCUGACCGUUCAGCGUGAGGCGCAUGCGUGAACUUAACAGUUUGGGGGGUUGCACGAGUACUUUUUCUCUAACGUUACCCGUUUCGCCGGAAUUUAAACCAAACGGACUGCUCUAUAACAUUAAAUGCGUUGGGAUAUACACGUCAAGAAGGGGACAUUACUUUGUCAUCACGAGGAAACCUUUUUGUCGUUUCCAAUAUCAGGUCAGCACCAACGUAGCCUCUGUCUGUUAGCCAUCCUAACUCAACGAUAAGGCAAUGAGCCUGUGCCUUAACAGCUAGCUAACUAGCUAGUGCCGACUAGUAUGACAUGUAGCUCGCAAUGAAUUAGUGUCUUUAUGCAGAUGGAGGGACGAGCAACAUGUCUUUUAUUAACACUUGAUUGAAUUGUUAAUGUUCAACAAGCUGUACAAGACGUAGUUAUUUGCACAAGUACUACGACAGCCAGCGUGUUCACUGUCUCGCUACCUUGCUGGUAGCUACCCCUGCCUAGCCACAGCUACCCUGCUAGCGUGCGCCUGGUAACCUUAGCUAGCUGUCCUGCUACGCAGCAUAAUAACGUUACCGUGGCUCCGGUCACGUCGUUUGCAACCUGUUUGCAACGUCUGUCAGCUUGCAGAGACAAUGCAGGGAUAAGUCAUUAUGGGAACAUAGAGAAAAGAAGUAUAUUUUUAUUAUUUAAGUUUUAGUUGUUCGUUAGCUGAAUGUUAACAUGUCUACGACUGGGUUCACGGACCUGCGCGAGAAGCUGAAGGCCAUGACGCCGCACAGAGACAACCUGAAAAACAAAAUCCCCGAGCGGACCAACGGCGGCGCCAAGAAACGUAAGUACCGCGAGGAGUCCGAGGAGGACACCAGCGACCAGGAGCAGCGCGAGGCCGAGGCUCAGCGCGUGAAGGAUGGCAUCAAGCAGGCGACCGUCUUCAGCGCUCAGGACUGCGCGCUUAUUGAGCAGAAGAUUGACGAGGUGGUCGCCAAGGGUGACAAGGGUCUGUACCGCGAACACACGGUGGACCGCGCGCCCCUGAGGAAUAAGUACUUUUUCGGGGAGGGGUACACGUACGGAUCCCAGUUGGAGCGCCGCGGACCGGGGCAGGAGCGCCUCUACUCGAAAGGCGAAGUGGACGACAUACCGGACUGGGUGCACGAGCUAGUGAUCGAGCGUCUGGUGGACCGCGGGCUACUACCCGAGGGUUUUGUCAACAGCGCCGUGAUCAACGACUACCAGCCUGGCGGUUGCAUAGUGUCUCACGUGGACCCCAUCCACAUUUUUGAGCGACCCAUCGUCUCCGUGUCACUCUUCAGCGACAGCGCGCUCUGCUUUGGAUGCAAGUUCCAGUUCAAGCCCAUCCGCGUGUCUGAGCCCGUGCUCUAUCUCCCCGUACUCCGCGGGAGCGUCACCGUCCUCAGUGAUUAUGCGGCCGAUGAAAUCACCCACUGCAUCAGGCCACAGGACAUCAAGGAGAGGAGAGCAGUGAUCAUCCUCAGAAGGACGAGGUCAGAUGCACCGCGAUUGGACACACAUCCUAUAAGCCCCGCCCCUAUUCCCUCAGAGCGAUCAAACAAACGCUCCCACCGUAGGGCUGAGCCAGACGCUGCUCACAGGCCACGCGUUCUGGAGAUGGAUAAGGAGGAGAGCCGCCUGUCUCGUGUCCGCGGCCGCAGAGACUACAGUUCCCAUGAAGCACCGGGUGACGGUCCUACACGCAGGGUCAAGAUGAGACGCCACUGAGGGACACGUAUGCCAUGGCAACCGGCACCGUGGCAACCAGAACCCUCCCCCACAGAUGGCACACACAUUGAAUGCUCCUGUGUUCUCAGUCCUGAACUUUUAUUCUCGUCUCUCUCUCACGCACACACACACACACACACACACACACACACACACCCCCACCACCACCAUCAUCUACAGAUACAUACACCCCUGUCUAUAUAUACACACACACACACACACACACACACACCCUACUAAUAGACAGUUUCAGCUACGGCCAGUAUGGUGGGAGGGUCCAGCCCCCCCCCCGUAGGCAUUUGGAAGACAUUGAGAGGUGGACUGGAGCGAGUGUGUGUGUGUGUUUCAUCCAAAAUGUAUGCCAUUAUAGAUGAGAGUGUGUGUGUCUGUGUGUGU
This is a messenger RNA of Clupea harengus (Atlantic herring), 2232 nucleotides long. Its product is annotated as alkB homolog 5, RNA demethylase. The coding region runs from base 817 to 1836 and encodes 339 amino acids. The transcript is spliced from 4 exons. The record is from RefSeq and is a predicted model, not a curated record. Gene Ontology annotation, molecular function: oxidative RNA demethylase activity. Gene Ontology annotation, cellular component: nucleus. NCBI's taxonomy places the organism in Eukaryota, Metazoa, Chordata, Actinopteri, Clupeiformes, Clupeidae. Gene Ontology annotation, biological process: mRNA processing; mRNA export from nucleus.